This is a messenger RNA of Lobosporangium transversale, 1650 nucleotides long. RefSeq lists its product as hypothetical. NCBI's taxonomy places the organism in Eukaryota, Fungi, Mortierellomycota, Mortierellomycetes, Mortierellales, Mortierellaceae. The coding region runs from base 12 to 1568 and encodes 518 amino acids. Gene Ontology annotation, molecular function: protein binding. The transcript has a single exon. The record is from RefSeq and is a predicted model, not a curated record.
CUCUUUCUUCCAUGAUGACUAGCCUCAAUUUGAAUCCCCUGUGCAUUCCGGAAAUUGUUUUGCUUAUUGGUAGUUACCUAGAGUGGACAGACCUUUCCCGUUGUAUUCGCGUCUCCAGGAUUUUCCACGAUACACUCGUCAAAACCAUUUGGAAAAAGAUCACUGUUUCAGGUCGUUCAAGCUACCCUACUAGCGAGGCACUGCGGCGAUACAAGGAAUACAUAGAAUGUCUUGAGUUUCAUCACAUCUUCCCUAAGGAGUACAUGACGCUGCAUGGCUGUGGUCGCCUCAGACAGAUCACCUGCAAUAUGGACUCAUCUGUAGACUCAUCUACUCGAAAUGAUCUUUCCAAUCUUAUCAAGGUCCACAGUUCCACGAUCACCGAGUUUAGAUCCGAAUGCUCAAGUUUACGUGAGAUAUGGGAAGCGCUGCUGAAAUGUACUCACCUUGAAAACCUGGCUAUUCAUGGGACAGAUAUACUCGAGGAUGAGGUCGAUCUAUUCUUUCAAGUCUGCAAAAAUAUUGGGGCCUUAGACAUGUCCGAAGUAUUGAUCGCUCAGCUACCCUCCGACUUCUUGGACAACAGAUCUGGCAAGUUCAUUUUCCCAAAUAUAAGUGCAGUGCGUUUCUUUGAUACUCAAAUAGUCGAUUCUCCACAUCCGCAUACAUCGUCGGUUUGUCUUGGCAUGUUGACAAGAAGAUGUCCAAGAUUACGUUCAUUGGAUCACUACAACUCCAAUAUAAAAGCGCAGCCCAGAAAGCGAAUGAACAUUGAUUUCUACAGAACAGUAUUCCUUCAUCAUCCCUAUACACUGACAAAUUUAUCAGAUUUACACCUUACGGGGAUGGAAAUAAAGGAUAAAGAUAUGGCGGCACUUCUUAGGCAGAUGACUGAGCUAAGAUGGCUAGAAGCUCCAGAUUGUGACUUUGGCCCACUCUCUAUUCGAGAGUUGCUAUCGAAUGAGCAGGAAGUUUCGGAUAAUGGCCGCAUAUUAUGGAAAAGAAGGGAUCAGAGGCUCUGCGAUACAGUUGAGGGAUUGGAAUUCAACAUUUAUAGUACCAAGGCUGAUGGUGUUGUUCAAGCGAUCUUGUCCAAUUGUCCGCGUCUGAAGGAGCUGACUGGACCUAAAAUCACUGUGGCAGAAAUUGUUGAUGGUGCAGAAUGGGUAUGCACUUAUCUCAGCAUUUUGAACAUCCAGCUUGAAGCCGCCGUUGAUCGUGAGACUUCAGAAGGCAUGCGGAAGCAGCGUGUUGUGUUUAAGCAACUAGGCAGGCUGACCCGACUAAAACAUUUACAUUUAACAGGAGGGAUUUUAGAAGUUAAGGGGUUUCGGACGCUGGACUUGAAGCUAGGAGCAGGCCUAGAUGAACUAGUCACGCUGAAGGAUUUGCAUUCACUAUCGUUUGAGGGCGAUGAGCAUCAAGAGAUACAGGCCGAAGAUGCGGCAUGGAUGGUGAACAAUUGGUCGAGACUCGAAUUGGUGAGUGGCGUUGCGAAUCAGGAUCGUGACGCUUGCACCUUAGUGAAUGGCAUAUUCAAAUUGCGCAAUGUUAUUCUACUGAAAUAGAAUUACACUAUCUAUCACCUCACAGUCUGAUUUGAAAAAUAUGACUCCUGAACAUGAGCCUGGUAGCGUUCAUGGUUUAAAU